Messenger RNA from Ipomoea nil (Japanese morning glory), 2862 nucleotides. RefSeq lists its product as uncharacterized. NCBI's taxonomy places the organism in Eukaryota, Viridiplantae, Streptophyta, Magnoliopsida, Solanales, Convolvulaceae. Bases 1 to 2862 code for a protein of 953 amino acids. Gene Ontology annotation, molecular function: RNA-DNA hybrid ribonuclease activity; nucleic acid binding. The record is from RefSeq and is a predicted model, not a curated record. The transcript is spliced from 5 exons.
AUGCAUGAUCAACUUAGAGCUGUCCAAGUUGUUAAAGACAGUGCCAAUGUUCCUGCUGAAGUGGAACCUCCCAAAAGGCUUAGAAGCAUGAUUCCUUCUCGAAUGAGACGAGAAACAUAUAUUCAUGUUUCAUGCGGUGAAGUAUUGAAAGUCCAACCGAAGACCAUCGUACACACUCGUGUACAUAAAGAAGAGAAUGAGGAAAGCGAGAUGCCAGGGUUAGACCCAAAGGUAGCUGUGCACCGCUUAGCAGUGAGGAAGGGGUGUCGCCCGGUUAAGCAAGCUCAACGAUGCUUCCGCCCCGAGCUCAUUCCCUCGAUUGAAACAGAAGUUCAUAAGCUUAUUGAGGAUAACUUCAUUCGUGAAGUUAAAUAUCCAACCUGGAUAUCCAGUAUUGUGCCCGUGCGCAAGAAGAACGGCCAGAUCCGCGUCUACGUAGAUUUUCGGGACCUCAAUGUGGCAUGCCCGAAAGAUGACUUCCCGCUUCCUAUCACGGAGUUAAUGAUAGAUUCCGUAACUGGACAUGAGAUCCUGUCAUUCAUGGAUGGCUCCUCUGACGACCUGGUUGUGAAGUCGAAAUUGCGCACAAAUCACUUGGUGCAUUUAAGGCAAGUCUUCGACCGCCUACGGAAGUUUCAACUCAAAAUAAAUCCCCUGAAAUGUGCUUUUGGGGUUGCUGCUGGAAAGUUUCUCGGGUUUACAGUUCGACACAGGGGCAUCGAGAUCGAGCAAGCAAAAAUCGAUGCCAUAAUGAAGAUGCCUGGUCGGUUGAUGAAAAAGGGCAUCCCAUUCAUAUGGGAUGAGGCAUGCAAGAACGCAUUUGAGAGUAUCAAGUCAUACUUGAUGAAGCCGCCCGUGUUAACUGCUCCUGUUCACGGUCGCCCGCUGAUCCUUUAUAUCUCCGCCCAAGAUUGUUCUGUGGGCGCCCUGCUUGCUCAGGAAAACGACAAGGGGAAAGAGAAAGCUCUCUACUAUCUCAGUAGAAUAAUGACCCCGAACGAGUUAAAGUACUCCCCAAUUGAAAAGCUAUGUUUGGCACUUGUGUUCGCCAUCCAAAAACUUAAGCACUACUUCGAGGCUCAUACCAUCCGGCUUGUUUCCAAAGCGAACCCGGUGAAAUAUGUUAUGGCGAAGGUCGUUCUCUCCGACCGCCUCGCAAGGUGGUACUUAUUGUUUCAACAGUUUGAAAUUAUAUAUGUGUCGCAAAAGUCUGUCAAGGGGCAAGCCUUGGCCGAUUUCCUAGCAGAUCACCCAAUACCUGCUGAAUGGGAGUUGUCUGACGAUUUGCCUGAUGAAGAUGUGUUCGUCAUUGAAGUCCUACCCCCAUGGAAGAUGUACUUUGAUGGAGCUUCGCAUAGAGAAGGGGCAGGUACUGGAGUCGUCUUCGUCACUCCAGAAUGCGAGGUGUUGCCAUAUUCAUUCACCUUGACCGAGCAAUGUUCAAACAACGUUGCUGAGUAUCAAGCAUUGAUACUUGGGCUCGAAAUAGCGGCUGACAUGAAGCAACUGAGAAUUAACAUUUAUGAAGAUUCAAAGUUGAUCAUAAACCAAGUGUUGAGUCUAUACGAAGUGAAAAAGGCGGAGUUAGUCCCAUAUAACAACUAUGCAAAGAUACUAAUGCAAUGGUUGGGGGACGUCACAAUUGAACAUGUACCGAUGAAGGAAAACAAGCAAGCUGACGCCUUAGCCGCAUUGGCUUCAACUAUUACUCAUCCUGCAGCCCGAGUGCGGGUAUGUCAAAAGUGGGUAGUUCCACCAAUCUUCAAUGAAGACGGCUCAGUUGAUGAAAUUGUUGAACUCCCUGCUGCCUCAGUGUAUGAUAUUGGCCAGGACGACUGGAGGCAAUCGCUAAUUGACUACCUCGCUGAUGGAAAGUUACCCGAAGAUUCACGUAAGAGGGUGGAUAUAAAGCGUCGAGCUCCUCGCUUCAUCCACUAUAAAGAGACGUUGUAUCGUCGUUCACUCGAGGGAGUCUUUCUCCGAUGCUUAGGGGAAGAAGAAGCUUUACAAGCUAUGCAAGAAGCUCAUUCUGGGGUUUGCGGUGCACAUCAAUCCGGUCCCAAGUUGCACUUCCACAUUAAGCGAAUGGGAUAUUAUUGGCCUACAAUGGUAAAGGAUUGCAUAGACUAUGCUCGAAGGUGCCAAGCUUGUCAAUAUCAUGCAAACUUUAUUCAUCAGCCACCAGAACCUCUACACCCAACAAUUGCAUCUUGGCCAUUUGAUGCUUGGGGACUUGAUGUGGUUGGCCCAAUUACGCCUAUGUCAUCUGCAGGGCACGCAUAUAUACUAGCUGCCACCGACUACUUUUCAAAAUGGGCUGAAGCCGUGUCACUGAAGGAGAAAGUGGUCUCAAAAUCGAAAAGGGACUGGCAUGACAGAAUGGAAGAAGCUUUGUGGGCGUAUAGAACCACAUAUCGCACACCUACUCAAAGAACUCCAUAUUCUUUGAUGUAUGGUGUGGAAGCGGUCUUGCCUCUAGAGCGCCAAAUACCUUCCUUAAGGUUGGCUAUACAGGAGGGUCUUACUGAUGAAGAGAAUGCUAAGCUACGCUUGGCUGAGUUAGAAGCCUUGGAUGAAAAAGGUCUGCAAGCACAACAAAGCUUGGAGUGCUAUCAAGCUCGUAUGUCUAGAGCUUUUAACAAAAGGGUAAGGACCCGUUCCUUUCAAAUUGGGGACAAAGUCCUAGCUGUUCGCAGGCCCAUCAUCGUCACGAGAAAAACCGGUCACAAGUUCACUUCAAGGUGGGAUGGUCCAUACGUGAUUUUAGAAGUUUACACCGGUGGGGCUUACAAGCUGAUUAGUGAAGAUAGUUUGAAGAUCGGUCCAAUUAAUGGAAGGUUCCUAAAGCUUUACCACCCUUAA